Ustilaginoidea virens is the source of this 1359-nucleotide messenger RNA. RefSeq lists its product as uncharacterized. NCBI's taxonomy places the organism in Eukaryota, Fungi, Ascomycota, Sordariomycetes, Hypocreales, Clavicipitaceae. Gene Ontology annotation, molecular function: oxidoreductase activity, acting on the CH-CH group of donors; flavin adenine dinucleotide binding. Bases 1 to 1359 code for a protein of 452 amino acids. The record is from RefSeq and is a predicted model, not a curated record. The transcript is spliced from 4 exons.
AUGUCUGCUCGAAUCCCAGCCGUGGUGUCGCACCUGGUGAGCGAUGAGGCCAAGAGGAUGAUUGACGUGGUGGCCAAGUUCGUCGAAGAGGACUGCAUCCCAUGCGAUCCCGUGCUGGAGGCCCAAGUCGGCCAAGGCGACGACCGAUGGGAAGCCCACCCCGCCAUCAUGGAGGAGCUCAAGCACAAGGCCAGGAAGCUGGGCCUCUGGAACAUGUUCCUGCCUAGGGGCCACUACGCCGAGUCGCCCGGCUGGACCAACCUCGAGUACGGCCUGAUGGCCGAGUGGCUUGGCCGCUCCCGCAGCGCCUCCGAGGCGUGCAACUGCGCCGCCCCGGACACGGGCAACAUGGAGGUGCUUGCCAAGUACGGCAGCGACGCCCAGAAGCAGCGGUGGCUGAAGCCCCUGAUGGAGGGCAGGAUUCGCUCCGCGUUCCUCAUGACGGAGCCGCAGGUGGCCUCGUCGGACGCCACCAACAUCGAGAUGGAGAUUCGGCGCGAGGGCGACGAGUACGUGCUCAACGGGCAGAAGUGGUGGUCCAGCGGAGCCGGCGACCCCCGCUGCGCCAUCUACAUCGUCAUGGGCAAGACGGACAAGGCGAACAAGGAUCCGUACAGGCAGCAGUCGGUCGUCCUGGUGCCUGCUGACACGCCCGGCAUCACCAUCACCCGCAUGCUCAAGGUGUACGGGUACGACGACGCCCCGCACGGCCACGGACAUUUGGUUUUCGACAACGUGAGGGUUCCCGUGAGCGCCGUGGUUCUCGGGGAAGGACGUGGCUUUGAGAUUAUCCAGGGUCGCCUGGGACCUGGUCGCAUUCACCACGCUAUGAGGAGCAUUGGCGCCGCCGAGGUCGCGCUCGACUGGAUGCUCAUGCGCGUCAACGACGAGCGCAAGAAGCCCUUUGGCAAGCUGCUCCGCGAGCACGGCGUGAUCCUCGAAUGGAUUGCCCGAUCCCGCAUCGAGAUUGACUCUGCCCGUCUCGUCGUCCUCAACGCCGCCCACAAAAUGGACGUGUUGGGCCCCAAGAAGGCCUUGAAGGAGAUUGCGCAGGCAAAGGUGCUGGUCCCGCAGACGGCCCUGACGGUGAUUGACCGCGCCGUCCAGUCGUACGGCGGCGCUGGCGUGUGCCAGGACACGCCUCUGGCCAGCAUGUGGGCGGGCAUUCGGACGCUGCGGCUGGCUGACGGUCCGGACGAGGUGCACCUGCAGCAGAUGGGCAGGAACGAGAACAAGCGCGGCAAGGAGGCGACGCUGAAGAUCCGGGCGCAGCAGGCCAAGACGGCGGAGCUGCUGAAAAAGCACGGCGCUUUGACAGCCCAGCCUGGCACCAGAAUCCGCCACGCGGCCAAGAUUUGA